Meyerozyma guilliermondii ATCC 6260 is the source of this 2412-nucleotide messenger RNA. RefSeq lists its product as uncharacterized. The transcript has a single exon. NCBI's taxonomy places the organism in Eukaryota, Fungi, Ascomycota, Pichiomycetes, Serinales, Debaryomycetaceae. The record is from RefSeq and is a predicted model, not a curated record. Gene Ontology annotation, molecular function: RNA binding. Bases 1 to 2412 code for a protein of 803 amino acids.
AUGUAUCAUGUGGUGAUUCCCCUUGAAUACACCUAUGUCAUCAACUUGAUAACCAACAACUACUUUCAUACUCAAAACCAAUGGUUCAAGUACGAUUCAGGUCCAUCGGUAAUCGAUAUCAUUGACAACGUCCAAGCUAUCCAUCGCGAAGCCGACAAACUCAAUGAAUCCAUUGAUGGGUCUGUGAAUGUGGUAGAGGGACUGUCCAGUCAAGAAUAUGUGGUAACUAUAUCUUCCACCAACCAGUCGUUUGUCAAUAAUGCCAGAACCAAAAUUCUUCAAAAGUAUAACCGGGUUGGGUACAAGCAAGUGGAGCUUGAGGCUAGCUCUUUCCGCAAAUUGAACCACGACUUUUUCUUCUAUUUGAACGACUUGGCUUCUCGUUAUGAUGUGGAUAUUAUUAUCAGUGACGAGAACACCGACUUUCAAACCAAGGUGAACCGGUCAAAUCAUCCGUAUGUGUAUGUGUUGGGAUUUGAGGAUAACAUCACCGUGGCUGAGUCACAAUUGAGAAUUCUCUUGGACACCAUGAUGGAUGAAUAUCAUUUGGAUUAUGUGAAUAUUGAUCUCUCGGUGGUGCCAUUGAUCGGAGGUAUUGACCUCUACAACUUUAACCAAAUUGCUAUGCAACUGAAAGCCAACAUUUAUAUCCUGGACCUUCUCCCCAGCUUGUUCAGUACCAAGGUUCUCGAUACCACAAGCCAACUCAAAAUCUCCAUCACUGCUAGAAACGUCCAUGAAAUCGCCUUGUCCAAGCAUAUUCUUACCAGGCUCUUGGAACAACUAAAAAGCAACGGGAAAUGGGAUCUUUUCGUCAAACUGGUGACGCUUCCAAAGACCACCAUUGAUGCCUUAGUAUUGCACAACCAGCCUGAAUUAUUGAAUAUCAUGUUCAAAUACGGUGUCUAUGUUCAGGUCCCAUCGCUCGCCGAACCGGGCGAGUAUGACAUUAUCAUUCAAGGUCAGACGGCCGAAAUGGUGAAUGAUGCAGUAGAGGACCUUGCUUUGUUGGGCAGCAGGUAUUAUACCCUCACGCUUCGGCCUGCUGGAUUCCCCAACGAUAUCGUUAACAAGCUUCUGAAACUUGUCAGUAAUAAGCGUUCAUGCGUGGUCACCGCUAGCAGCCAUUGCAUUGAGUUAACAGGAUUAGCUGAAGAUAUCAAGGCGGCUCUCUCUGAUUUUAACACUGACUAUGUGUACUGGCAUUCAUGUUUCAGUGGAGACUUUGAUAUCAAGCUUCAAAUUGAGUUGAACAAUAGUCAAAAGGACUUUAUAAGCGGUAAGAAAAACGGAAAGCUUAUCAAGAUAUUGAACCAACUCCAUCUGAUUCCCCAAAUUCAAUUCAAGCCAUUCAACCAGAACAAUUUUUAUAUUGAUAUCAGUAUCACCAGUGGAAACCCCACCACACUCCCUCAAUUGCUCCAGGCUAUUCACCUUGUUGAGUGCGAGCUUCCAGCAGAAGAUCAGUUUAACAUUCCCGAGGUGUUCCAUAAAUCUAUCAUUGGUAAUGGUGGAUCGAUUAUUCAGUCAAUUAUGAAAAAGUAUAACGUUUUCAUCAAAUUCUCGAACAAAAAUAACUUAAAUGAGUCGCGAGUGUUCUACACCUACAAACGAAGCAACAAUGUCUUGAUCAAGUGUCCUAGAAAAAAUAGUCGAAACAUCAUGUUGGCUAGGUAUGAGAUCGACCAACUCGUUCAGCUGUGUCUCAAAAACCAAGCCAUGAUACCUGGACUUGCACAUUAUCGUACCACUGGAUUUAAGCUUCUCAAGGGACAUUAUAUGUUGAUGAUCAAUGCCAAGAAUAAAAACUUGAACUUUGUCAAUGAAUUGGAAAUCAAGCAUGGAGUGUAUAUCGAUUUCCCCAAAUCUGUUGAAGCGUUUCAGAAUAGCAACGAGUUGACGGUUUCUAUCCGUGGUUCUGAUCACCGUUCUCAACAAUGUGCUGAGCAAUUACGGUUGCAAAUGCCAAUAAACUACGAAAUCAAAGUGACAUUUUCUCCAGGGAAAUUCGACCAUAUGAUCAGCGAGGCCAAUGUCGAGUUCUGUGAGCGGGUAUUGGUACCAUUAAACGUGAGACAUGAUGUAACUCUUACGAUUAAUGAGACGCCUAUUGGCACUUACGACACUGGAUUUCACCAGGUGAUCUUGAGCUCGUAUCUGGAUGCAAGCAUCAAGGCAGGAGUACAGCAAUUGACUAGCUUUUUGAGAGAGAAAGAGUUUAUGAUUGCGGACCGUAGUCCCUGGAAGUAUGAGCAAAUUGUGGAUACUGAAGUCGAGCAAUUGCGGCCAAUCAAUAAUGUGGUGCGACCAGUUGCAAAAUUCGAGAAAAAUGCAGUAAACUACAAUUUCACUAACGACCAACCAGGAAUGAUAAGAUAUCGCAAUCAAUAUGCCAACAUCUUGAUACCAUAA